This is a messenger RNA of Porites lobata, 365 nucleotides long. The record is from the annotation of a GenBank genome assembly. NCBI's taxonomy places the organism in Eukaryota, Metazoa, Cnidaria, Anthozoa, Scleractinia, Poritidae.
GAACCAGCAAAGUUAGUUGAAGGAAUAAGCACCAAUCUGAAGUCCGCGUGGAAUUAUUUAAACCAGAAUUGUGGCGAUCCUAGGAUUGUGUCUGAUGUUAUUACAUCCGAUAUCAAGGGAUAUAAUGCUAUACAGACAGGCAAAGUCCACCGAUUUUGUGAUUUAGUUAAUCUCGUGGCAAUGAGAUUGUUGAGUGCAGCUUUAACUUCGUCAAAUGCUUGUCUAACUUCCAGUGGCUGGCGACUAGAAUCCUGAAGCAUUCUUGCAGCGUUGAGGGAUCGGCUGAACGCGGACUUCGCUGCUCAACGCGACUCAUUGAUUCCUCACCAGCAAUACUGCUUCAGUUUUCAAAGAUCUUCAGAUGA